AUGGAGGGUGGGAAUCUCUUGGAUCCCCCAUCAAACACGAGAAGCACUUCAAGGACAAAAAACUCCAAAAAUCUCAGGAGCCCCCCAACACUAAAACCUUACAAAUGUGUGGAAUGUGACUUAUGCUUUGGACGAAAGUCAAACCUUCUUACACAUCAGAAAAUCCACACUGGAGAGAAACCUUAUCAGUGUCUGGAAUGUGGGAAAUUUUUCCGUGAAAAAAGGUCAGCUCUUCGGAGUCAUAAGAAAACACACACAGGGGAGAAAAACGAAAAGUGCCUUGAAUGUGGGAAAAGUUUUACCUCGAAAUCAAACCUGGUGCAACAUCAGAGACGUCACACUGGAGAGAGACCCUAUGAAUGCUCAGAAUGUGAGAAACGAUUUGUGUCUUCUUAUGAACUUCAGACACACCAGAAGAUGCAUCAAGGGGACCUUCCCCAUAGAUGUGGGGAGUGUGGGAAAAGUUUUAUUUCACCAACCCAAGUUCAGAUUCAUCAGAGAAUCCACACAGGGGAGAAGCCCUUCAAAUGUGGGGAGUGUGGGAAAUGCUUUUCUCAAAAACAACACCUUGGACGCCAUCAGCAGUUCCACAGAGGAGAGAAGCCAUACAGAUGCGAAGAAUGUGGAAAAUGCUUUGUAGACAAGCGAGGCCUUUUGGGUCAUCACAAAACCCACACAGGGGAGAAGCCACAUCAAUGCAACGACUGUGGAAGAUUUUACAGUACCUCAUCAGCCCUUAAAAGUCAUGAGAAAACUCACACGGGGGAAAAAAACUACAAAUGUUUAGACUGUGGGAGAGCGUUUGCUCAUUCAUGUAACUUAAUAAGUCACAGCCGAAUCCAUACAGGAGAAAAGCCCCAUAAAUGCUCAGAAUGUGAUAAAUGUUUUCCACGGAAAGAUUCUCUUGUGACGCAUCAGCGAAUCCACACUGGAGAGAAACCAUAUAAAUGUCUGGAGUGUGGGAAAUGUUUUGUCUAUCCUUCAACACUUCGCACGCACACCCGAAGUCACACAGGAAAGUAG
Thamnophis elegans (Western terrestrial garter snake) is the source of this 1023-nucleotide messenger RNA. Its product is annotated as gastrula zinc finger protein XlCGF17.1-like. NCBI's taxonomy places the organism in Eukaryota, Metazoa, Chordata, Lepidosauria, Squamata, Natricidae. Gene Ontology annotation, biological process: regulation of transcription by RNA polymerase II; central nervous system development. The transcript is spliced from 2 exons. Gene Ontology annotation, molecular function: RNA polymerase II cis-regulatory region sequence-specific DNA binding; DNA-binding transcription factor activity, RNA polymerase II-specific. The record is from RefSeq and is a predicted model, not a curated record. Bases 1 to 1023 code for a protein of 340 amino acids. Gene Ontology annotation, cellular component: nucleus.